AUGCGGCUGCAGCGGUGGUACUUGGCCCUGCAGCCCUAUGACUUCACUGUGCGCCAUCGGGCCAGGAAGGACCAUGCUAACGCGGACUUCCUCUCCCGGCUGGGGGGAAGGGGCUGGAGCAGCGGAGCGGGCGGCGCCGGGAGCAGGGAGCGGGCGGGGGGCGGCGCUGGGGAGAACAAAGGGCCGAGCGGGGCCGGGGCUGGGCCAUUGCAGGGCGCUGCCGCCUCCCUCCGCCCCGAGCCGGGGCUGAGCCGCUGCUGCUCCACGGGCGGAGCCGGGGAGACCUUCGCUGCAGCUGGGACUAGCCCCGGGCCCGGCUCUGCCGGCACCAGCUCCGCCUGGAGACCCAGGCUGCAGAAUAACAUCCACAUUUUGCUCCGGAUUGUCCCAUCCUCCCAGGAGAAAGGAAAUGGCAUCAGUGGAGCUGGCUCAAGGUUUCCAGUUUCCAAGCCUGAUGUGAUCUCCCGGCUGGAACGUGGGGAAGAGCUGUGGGUCCCAGAUCUCCAGGGCUCUGAGGAAAGGGAGCUCCAGAAAGGUGCUCAGAUAGAUGAGGCAUCCAUUAAAGCAACUCAGAAACUGGAACCACAUGGCACAUUAGCAGGAAGAUGCAAAGAGAAAGUUUCUGGGAGGUGUGGAGAGGCAAAAGCCUCUGAAAAUCAGCAUAGGCCAGAGAAAAGCGUCAGUAGUGGCUCAGACCUUAUUCGACAUGAAAGAAUUAAUAUGGGAAAGAGACCUUACACAUGCUCUGAGUGUGGGAAAAGCUUUAGUCAGAGCUCAACCCUCAUCACACAUUACAGAGUUCACACUGGAGAGAGGCCGUACACAUGCUCUGAAUGUGGGAAAAGCUUCAGUCAUGGCUCAGCCCUUAUCACACAUCAGAGAAUCCACACCGGAGAGAUGCCUUACACAUGCCCUGAAUGUGGAAAAAGCUUCAAUCACAGUUCAAAUCUCAUCAAACAUCGGAGAAUCCACACAGGAGAGACACCCUACACAUGCUCUGAGUGUGGGAGAAAUUUCUGUCGGAGUUCAGCCCUUAUCACACAUCAGAGAAUCCACACGGGUGAGACACCCUACUCAUGCACCGAGUGCAAGAAAACCUUCAGUGAGAGUUCAGACCUUAUUAGGCAUUGGAUAAUCCACACAGGAGAGAAACCCUACACAUGCCCUGAGUGUGGGAAAAGCUUCAACCACAGCUCAAACCUGAUCACACAUCGGAGAAUCCACACCAGAGAGACACCCUACACCUGCCUUGAGUGCGGGAAAAGCUUCACCCAGAGCUCACACCUUAUCACACAUCAGAGAAUCCACACAGGAGAGCGCCCCUACACAUGCUCUGAGUGCGGGAAAAGCUUCUGUCGAAGCUCAAACCUCAUCACACAUCAGAGAAUCCAUGUAGGGAAGACACUCUGCUCAUGCUCUGAGUGUGGGAAAAGCUUCAGUCGGAGUUCAGCUCUUAUUAGUCAUCAGCGAAUCCAUAGAGGAGUGACAAACUUCACAUGCCCUGAGUGCGGGAAAAGCUUCAACCGGAGCUCACACCUCAUCACACAUCGGAGAAUCCACACGGGAGAGAAACCUUACACGUGCUCUGAGUGUGGGAAAAGCUUCAGUCGGAACUCAAACCUGAUCACACAUCAGAGAGUCCACACUGGAGAGACACCCUACACAUGCUCUGAGUGCGGGAAAAGCUUUAGUCAGAGCUCAACCCUCAUCACACAUCGGAGAAUCCACACAGGAGAGAGACCCUUCACGUGCCCUGAGUGCGGGAAGAGUUUUAGUCAGAGCUCAACUUUUAUCAAACAUAAGAGAAUCCACGUAGGCGAGUAAUGUCAUAAAUGCCUUGACUAGGGCUGGCCAAAGAAUUUUUGUAAAAUACAUUAGCGAAUUCCCACAUAGUUUGCACCAUUGUCUUCAGUGUGGUGUCUCAGCGCCACUUGAGUUUCCUGCCUCUAUUUUGCACCUCCCCCUUCUUUGGGGUGAUUUUCGUGAUCCUUUAUAUCAACUCCUUUGUCUUUGGGAGUGUCCUCCUCCUGCCAGAAAUAUCCAUCAGCGCCAGCUGGGGGAGAUGGGGUUGACCUUGAUUAGCUACACUGAGGUAAAAGCUACCUGUGUCUUGUCUCCACUGGGAUUGUACGUGGAGGUAACUGCCCAACAUAGCGAUCUUGUAACAACAAAAGUACAUUUGCAGUGCAGACAUGACCUGGGUACAGUGGCUGGGUUAGUUUUCCCCUUCACCUGAGCUCAGCUCCAUAAUUUUUCCUAGUCUAAACAAACCCCAAGGAUCACGUUGAUACCAUUCCCCCAUUCGGCCUC
This is a messenger RNA of Mauremys reevesii (Reeves's turtle), 2310 nucleotides long. RefSeq names its product zinc finger protein 883-like. The record is from RefSeq and is a predicted model, not a curated record. NCBI's taxonomy places the organism in Eukaryota, Metazoa, Chordata, Testudines, Geoemydidae. The transcript is spliced from 4 exons. Bases 1 to 1824 code for a protein of 607 amino acids. Gene Ontology annotation, biological process: regulation of cytokine production; negative regulation of transcription by RNA polymerase II; regulation of immune system process.